This is a messenger RNA of Exophiala oligosperma, 3130 nucleotides long. RefSeq lists its product as uncharacterized. Bases 378 to 2819 code for a protein of 813 amino acids. Gene Ontology annotation, molecular function: zinc ion binding; DNA binding. The transcript has a single exon. Gene Ontology annotation, biological process: DNA-templated transcription. The record is from RefSeq and is a predicted model, not a curated record. Lineage: Eukaryota; Fungi; Ascomycota; Eurotiomycetes; Chaetothyriales; Herpotrichiellaceae.
CCUGUACGUGUAAAUCCACCACGGCUUCACUCGUCUCAUUUUUCGCUCAGUCAGUGAGACCAGCCAGAACCUCCUACCGAAAACCACGAUCGCGUCGGUGAUAGUGUGUUUAACAUCAAGAUUGAAAUUCCCAAAAAUAUCAACAUACAAACCACAAUCAGCAACGGUUCAAUUGAUGCGAACUUGAUCUCUGCCUUUGAGCUGGGCCAAUUCUCCGCCACUGUGAAACUCCCUCUCGCCUCUUACAUGGUCAGACGCAUAAUCUCUUCGCUCCAUCGACACGCGGACAAGAUGACAUGGUGAUGCUGGAAUCAACUCCCCGAUAAAGGCACUACUGGUUUGCCUAUUUCGACUUGCCACUUGUUUGCUCUACAGACAUGACUCCGAGUAACAGCAAUCCCUCUCCCAGUGUUGGCCAACCGACCCCUCCAGCAGUUCCUUCGACAACCACCGCCACCACAGCCACCAAUGACUCGGAUAGUGACAACACCCCCGAAGAGAGACCGCCUCAUACUUCUGAGAUUGGCACGCUCAAGAAGCUUCCGAAUCAUGGCACGGCCUGGCUAGGUAGCUCCUCCGGUGUGUACUUUGUCAAUACUGUCCGUCGGGCUUUCUCUGCUGCCUUCGGCGCCUCGAACCUCGCCGGUCCAAAUGCUGUUCCCGCCAGCGAAGACAUCCUCACUGGCGAAGAUGCCGAAGGGCGCUCAUAUAAUGGCCCUCUGCAUGAAGGUCCUUGUGAGACCGACUCUUUACCUCAAGUACUAACCUCUGCUCUCGGCAAACCACCUGAAAGGAAGAUUGCUUUUCAACUGGUCACCUCCUUUUUCACCGUGUGGCACCCGCUGUUUCCCUUCCUCCACGGUCCCACCUUUCUGAAAGACAUGGAAGCGAUAUAUCUCAAUCAAAGGCGACAUGCAAAAGCGACCAGGGAGCACCCAUCCCCUACCGACCUGAGGAAACUGAUCACCUUUCAACUCGUCAUCAACAUAGCGUCACUGGAUAGAAGUGACAUUCUUUUGCCAAUGGAAUCCCGCAUAAAGUCAAAUGCUGAUGUGAGUCGAGUGGCUGGUUGCCUUGCUCUAUCUCACGACAUUACGAACAUCCAAGCAAUCCUCGCAGCCGAGCUCUAUUUAGCAGCAACAUUGGCAAUUCGUCAGGCUAGCACUGUAGCAGGCAUCGUGGUCAAGCUCAUAUACCAUGCCGGUCUCCAUCGGUGUCCUCUGAGAUAUGCGCAGCUGUCUGCGGACGAUUGCGAAAUCCGAAAACGAAUCUUCUGGUCUGCAUAUGCGCUGGACCGACAUUGCAAUCUAAGUUUAGGCGACCCCAAUGUGAUCCAGGACGACGAUAUUGAUGUCUGUUUGUCCGGCCCCGAAUUACAUAAAGCUGUGUGGCGACCGAUGAUGCCGCAAGAUGGCGAUGAAACAAUGGCCAUGCCGCCGCCCAGACCACUCUCUGAUGAAUCUCGCAACGCUCAACAAGACAAGGAAGGGCCGGAAGCAAGAGAGAAGCGACUGCGGGAAGCAGCUUUGACCGCAUACGUUCAAUGGGGAAAGUUGACAGGCCAAAUUAUUGAAGUAUUUCAUAAAAGUAUCAAUCACCGUUUCCCAAAGCAUGAACAGAUAUUGCGCCUGACCAGCGAUAUCGAGACUUGGUGGAACGAUUUACCAGCAUUCUUGACUGGUGAAGCCGAUCCAGGCCAGCAUCACGAUGUCCCCGACACCAGCAGCACCCAUAAGUCUUCGUCGGCUGACGCCUCGUUUCUCCCUCCUCAACAACACCUUUCUAGCUUCUUCAAAAUCCUUUAUCAUCGACUCCUCCUUCUCGUCAAUCGUCCAAGGUUAUCUCUUGAUCAGUCAACCCCCGAAUUCCAACAUGGUUUGCAGGUCUGCAUUCGGGCCUCCCGUGGUAUCGUCGCCGGCCUGAAGUCGCAUCGAAGUCACGGACAAUCGAUGUUCUUACCUGGCCUUCUGUCCGCCGUGUGGAUGUCGGGACUGAUCAUCGCCUUCGCUUGCCAACUGGGCAAGUACGCGAAAGCGAGGGCACUGUCCGAUAUUCAAACAUGCCUCAGCAUCCUCGAUAGCAUGAAUACGAGAUGGUACACGGUUCAGAAUUGCCACAAGGUUUUGAACCUGCUCAUGAUCAACAUACAGUCACGAAAGGCCAGCGUCAACGGUUUCCUGACUGUCCCCAAACCCGACCAGUCGCCACAAAACAUGCCGAAUGAUUUUGAGCAAGCCCAGCCUCCGCGGAAACGCCAGCGCACCGGUGACGACCUACCUAGCCCUCGGAAAUCAUCCAUGACAGAAUCCGCCACACCUUCGCCUCACCAACAGCAAUCCUCCUCUGGGCCCACGACGGGUCUGUCACGAUUGAAGAACCAGGCAUCUUCGACCCAAGGCAGCACACCCGGCAACUGGCCCCCGUCACUCGGUUACGAUUCCACGAAUCCCUCCGCGCUCACCAACCCCGCCGGCUCGAUGCCGAACUUUGACUUUUCCAAUUGGGACCGUGGCCAGCCCACGACGCAACCACAGAUCAACCCCGGUCUAGGCAGCGCGAUUUAUGCCACCCCUCAGGAUCUGGCGUUCGCCCAGUCGACGAUGAACAUGAAUCUACCGUCGAGCGGGAACGGCGCGGGUGGCAUGGGCGGCGACGGCGGCAACAACAACAAUGGUGGCUUGCAAGAAUAUUCCGACCCCAUGUUCUGGGGGAACAUGGAUUUCAACGUCGCCGACAUUUUCGGCUCGGCCACGUGGGAGAACAUGACGGGUCCGUUCGCCCCUGGCGGUGGUGGCUUGAAUGGAGGUUGGGAGAUGUGAAAAAGGAAUGAAUUAUUUGGUAGGGGUCUGGUCUACCCUAUCGAGACAGGGCGGGAAUUUUUGCAGCGAACAUACUCGACUAGGUAGGACUUGGAAACGUCGACAGCGGAAGGGUCAUGGUUUUGUUGUGCUGACCGUAUGUAUCAUGUACGUCUGUCUGGUUCUUUCUGUCUGAGAGGACAAUUGGAAAUGCUGUGAGAAGCUGUACUCGUUGUGUUUACGCUCUGCCUCGGACAUUUCCCCAAACUUUGAUACUCUGUCACGUAAUAUAUGAUUGAAGUAAUCUAGGUAACCUUGUCACUGGAAGUUCU